GUCGUUCCCUUUCUCCCACCAUCUCCACCUAUGUCAGCACAUAAAUAUUGGUGUAGUUUGUAAUAAGAAACAGGUUUUGGAGAUGACAGUCUAUAAAUUAUAUUGAUAGUUGAAGUGUGUAGCGCAGUAAACCAGUUGAAGUGUGUGUCGGGCUUCUGUGAUGUCGACAAUGACAAGCCUGCACUAUGUCUGUACACAAAUAACUUAACACUAUUCUCUCCAAACGCAACUAGGAGUUUUUCCACAUUGUGAGGAAUUCGUACAGGAAUAGAUAUAGUGAAUUCUAACGUAAGGAAUAAAGGAUAUAGUUAAGUGUUAGAAAUACUGUGUUUAUUGUGCAGUACUUUGGAGUAAGUUUAAGAGAACUAAGGUUUUCCAUGGUCAGCUGGUCAGUGUAGUAGUUAGCAAUGCUGAAGUGGACGAAGGUGGAAAGUAAACCGAUGAGUGGGGCGGUGAAGCCAAGGGCGCCCGCCCCGAACUCCACUCCACCGGCCUUGUCAAAGGAUGGCGAGGUCAACGGGGGCGUGGUGCAGAACGGGAAGACGCCGCCGCUCCAGCAGAGCUCCUCGGAAGUCAGCUUUGACGACCAGGGCUCUGACCGUGUGGAUGGAAACGUCACUCUGGAUGUGAUCUUACCCAACGGCCAAAGAACGGAUAUAAUUGUCGAUUAUAGCACUCCUAUGCUAGAUCUUUUGGUCUGUCUUGCUGGCAAGUGCAAGAUGAGUCCCACAGGGCUGACCCUGCAGAUUUUGUCUGAAGAGAAUGGCCAACCUUUAACUUAUAAACCCAAUCAGAUGGUUGGCUCUUUGGGUGGCAGAGUGGUACGCAUAGUCAGCAAAGAGGAACUGAGUGGAAAAUCUAAAAAUAAGAAACCGGAAAAACAAUUUGAGAUUACACAACGCUUCACAAUAAAUCUUCUUCGAGGUCAGAAAACUGUCCUAAGGGUUAGUCCUUUGAAAACAUUAGCAGACAUUGUGUCAGAAGUCUGUCAGGAUAAAGGUCUUGACCCACGCAGACAUAUCUUGCAGCUUCCAGGAAAUCCAGGAAUUCCAGUUGACCUUAGUUUGACAGUGAAACAAAUAGACAUCUAUGAAAUGAACCUGGUCUCAUUGGGCUUGGAAGAAAGGAAUCAUACUUCCUCUAUGCCCAAUUUAACACACGUUGCACCUACAGAAGACAGAUUACAUCCUCAGUCUUCUACACGAGAAGUUAAGAAAAAGAAAGGAUUUCUCUCAUUCCUUAAAAAGGAUAAAAAACCUAAAUUAAGUGUUCAAGUGAAUGUAGAUUCAAAUCAAAAUGUCAGCACAUUACAAACUCACAAGGCCACUACCCCACCCAGUCAAAGGUAUGGUCUUUCCUCUGAGAAAGAGACAGUAAGACCUAAAUCCAUGUUCAUAUCAGGGUCUCAGAAAUUAGAGGACAGUAUUUCUGAACCAUCAAAAGACAAAAUCCAAGCAUUACCCCGCAAAAAGAGGCAGGCCCCUGCACCACCUGUCCCGCCUCAAGCUCAGUCUUCUCUGAAUGUCAUCAACAAAGAAAUCAGCAAAGACAAUGCUGUUGUAUCUAAUAUUAUGCAUAAUAAUAAUAACCAACAAACAAUAUCUCCCAUAACCAAUAGAGAUGAAAUCUUACCGUUGCCGCAGGGCAGUCGGGAAGACUUGCUCAAUAGACUUCACUCACGGAACAGUUCAGACUCUAGUGGAUAUCAUGAAAUCACACUGAGUGGUUGUGAAUCCCCUGAAGCCACUCAUCAUAAUGCCUCUAAAUUUAAAAUUAGCAUUGAUGCUACUUCUAUUGAAAGUGCUGAACAUUUAAAUGGUGAUGGAAAUGUUCAGGACUUGCCCUCUAGAAUUUCUCCAAUAAUUGAAGUUCAGGAAAGAACUGAGGUGCCUUCUAAAAAGUCUACAUCUUCAAGCACGGGUACAUUGCCUUCCAUGAAAAAGAAAAAAGCACCAGCACCUCCUCCACCACCUACAGUAAAACCACUAGCAACUUCAUCACCCACACCACCAGCAGACUCUUCACAAAUUGUAGUGAAGGCUGACAUAUCACAUAUACCUGCUGCUCUUUCGGACAAAGAAAACACUCAAUCAUUAUCUGUGGCUGUUUCAAAUAAUGAUAGGACAGCUCUUCCAUUACACCAAACAGAUGACAUUGUAGACAGUGUCACAAGUUUAUCAGUUUCAGUCACCCAAACACCAGAAGUUGAAGUUGCAGUCCAGUCCCAAACAAAUGAACAAGUCACUGCAACUCAACCAGUAACAAAAGUUAAAGAGGAUUCUUUACAUGAUGAAUUCAAAGUUGUUGACAUUGUUGAAAAUGUUGAAGAGAAAAAAGAUGUAGAAAAGAAAGAAAAUGUUGAUGAGAAGACAAACAAUGUGGCCAUAGAGUCUGGAGAACAUUUUGAUAUCAAUGACAUCUUGGAAAGUAUUGUGUUUGAUGAGGAGCCAAAAUCACUUGAUUUACGAAUUUCUUCUUACCAAUCAACGAAUGAUGAGGUGGAGGAGAAUGACAAGGAGACCAUGCUAAUGAUGGAGACAUCCUCUGUGACAAGUGAAGACAUUGAAGAGUUGGUAAUAUCCUCUAGCCUGGAGCGGCCAUGUGCAUUUAUUCCCCCUCCUCCUCCAACUGAGCCACCCCCUCCCGAGGAUGUUGAGGAAGGAUAUGAAGGCUAUGAGCCUGUGUUUGUGGACAAGGGCACGGAAGUGAAUGAUGACAAUACAUCCCUGGCACCACUAAGUGCCAAGAGCUCACCUAGUACAGCUCACAAAAAGAGAGAUAGCAUCGUCAGCUUGUCAUCUAUAGACACCAUUGAAAGCCUGAGUCUUGACUUUGAACAAGCCAUCCUACUAGGCGAGGAAGCAUGUUUUGCUGAAAUGGAAGUGACAUCACCAGGCUAUAAAAAUGAAAUGGCGUUGUUUGUCGAGCGAAUGAGUAAAAUAGCUAUGCAGAGUAAUCACGAGACAUCAGAUGACACCACAAGUAUAUCCGUUCUCAGCUCUGAUACAAAUUCAGACACUGGUUCUGUCAUCAGGCAUUUUCGGUCAGAUUCCAAGGACUCUAAAUCUGAAUCUGAGCCUAGUUCCUUGACGAGGAUAGAAGGGAAAAAGAUUGGGAGUGUUAUGGGUAUAGGUUUCAAUCUUGAGAAUGAUUGGCAUGAAGUGCCAAUGCCAGGGAUGGAAAUUCACACAGAUGCACUUCCUCCACCUCCUGAAUUUAAUGAUGAAUGUAUGAAUAAUGACUUAGAUCUGGUCAAAAAAGUGUCUGUGGAAAAUGAGGAAGAAGAAGAAUACAAAGAGACAAUUGAGGAAUUGAUUGUUCCUCUUGGACCUAAUGGCUAUGAUUUUAAAGAAGCUAAAAAAAUCUCAGUUGAAGAGCCAAAACUAAACAUUAAAGCAGGAUCAGUUUCAAAAGAAAAUAUUUCUGGGGUUUUCCGAGCUGAGCCACUGGCUAUCUCCUCAAUGCCACAUCUCCCCACACUUGUACAUCAUAACAAGCCAAAAACUACAGAACCUCACAAAGUGCAGAAGGAAGAAUUUAUAUUGACCAAUGAAGACUUGUCCAGCAUCUCAUUCUUGCCCCCAAAAGUAUUAAAAGCCAAAGUCCCAGUUGAAACAACACCUCUCGUCAAAGUAUCCAGAAGUUCUGUGUUGUUGGACAAUAGUGGAAGUCUAAAUAUCAAAACUUCAGAACCAGAAAAACCUUUAAAAGACGUGAUAGUUCAGGCCACAAAUAGAUCUUCAGUUUCUGUGAAAACAUUUCCUUUAAAUAGCUUACCAGCAAUGAGGGUGAGUCGAUUGGAGGAAUUUACAGAUGAUGAUCCUUCUAACCACAAAACUAGUGACCCUGUGGCUAAGAGGUCUGCUCCUCGACUGCUUGUGAAGGCCUCUGUCAGCAACAUGAAACCUUCUUAUGAUGACAUUGAUGGAGGAGUGAGUGGACCUGGCUCAGUGACACAGAUAAGCACAGAUUCCUUGGAUCCCAGGAGAUUGUCACAGUCAAAUACAUCUCCUGAGAGCCCAGAUCAAGGGGAAUCAUUUGCUACACUUAAAGCACAGUUAUCACAGUGGGAAGACCAGCUGGCCAAAAACAAAAAUCUUGUAUCCAAGGUCAUUCAUAAAGAGCCUACUAAAGAAAACGCCCCUGAAAAUGUGUUUCAAGAGAAGACUCAAACUAAAAGUUUGUUGAGUUUAGUAAAAGUUUCAAAAGCCACAGAACAAAGUAAAGUUGAAGUGAAAGCUGCUGCUACUGCAGUUCCACCUCCCCCUCCUUUUGUACAGCUGAAAAAAGUUGGAUCGGAAUCAGUGAAAUCAAAGCCACAGCCGAAAUCAAAGUUUCAGAAAGAGUUAGAUCCCAGGGAGCAGUUAAUGUUUGCUAUUCGAAACUUUAAUAGUAAAGAAAGCUUAAAAACCGUUCCUGUCAAACAGACUCAUUGGGUUUAAGGACAGUCAUUGCUUGCCGGACUGAAAAAGUGUUCUUAAUUAUGAUUUUUUUUUCCAUAAGUGAACAAUAAAUUAUAAAUCGAUUAAUUAUGUCAGAAUGUAACUUUUUUUUUUCAGUGUAUGUUAUACUAUACAGUGUUAUACACUUCAAAUUUAUUGGUGUACAUUUAUUUAUUCAGCCUAUAACCACUGGUAUUACACACCAGAUACAAAGAAAUAUUUAUAUAUUUAUAAAUUUGUAUUUUAUCCCAUUGUAUAAGUAUAACAUUGUAACAGUGAUUUAUAUUUUGUAAAAUAUAUUUCAUACUUAUUAUGUAUCAACUUUGUAUGUUAUUAACGCAUGCAUAUAUUAUUGAAUUUACUCGCCUACUUGAUAUUCAAAGACAAUUUUUUCCAAUAAUUAAUAAUAGUUAACAUAUUCCUUCAAUUAGAACAUUUAUGUGCAUAAAACAAAUAUUUUGUUAUAUCUACUUCACUGUAUGUUUCAUACAUCUAAGAAUUUGUUGCUAAAAUGUCAGUGCUUAAAACUUUGUGUUUACAUAAUAGAAUGCCUUGAGCAUAUUUUAAUUAGUUUGCCAGUUUAGCACUUCAUAAUUAUUGAAAGAAACUCAUAAGAUCAGUUAUCUGGAUUUUGGGGUGCAGUGACUGAGUGGUUAAGUUCUUUGCUUCUGAACCUGGGGUACUGGGUUUGAAUCUUGGUGAAAACUGAGAUUUUGAAUUUCAGGAUUUUUAGUGCACUCCUGAGUCCACCCAACUCUAAUGAGUACCUGAUUUAAUUUGGGGAAAAUAAAGACGUUUGUUUGUUGUGCUGGUAGCAUAACACCCUGCUCUUUAACCAUUAGCCAAUGAAAGCGGUGACCUUAACAUCAUUAGCCAUAUAGACUGAUAGGGGAACUUUACUUUUAAUCUGAAUUUAGAAUAGCAAUAAUUCUGAAUACAAAUAAAUAAUGAAUUAGAAACUGUAUGUGCAAUGAAUUUUCAAAGAAAAUUGAUUGCACAAAAAGUGAGUCAACAGGCAAAAAUAUCUUGUUAAUUUUUUUUUGUUUAUCGUUUCCUGAUUUUUUUUUCAUUAUUCUUAAACAGUAUGACUUUUGUAAAUCAUGUCUUUCAUGUUAUUUGAAUAUAUCAAACUGGACACAUCUUAAUCUGCAUGUGUGCAGUAUUGCAUAUUUACUCUGUGUCAACACCCAGAACAAGGAUUCAGUCCAGAACAAGGAACUGAAUCCUUGUUCUCCUUUGCCCAUAUGGAGAAGAAACAAAAUGAAGUUUGAUUGAUUAAACCUUAAAUGUGUUUAGAUCUUUUUCUAAAAGAAGUUGACAUAAAUGAAUUAUAAUCAGCUUACAUUUAUAUAUCAAUUAUUUAUUAACCAAUAUAAGAUAUAUGUAAAGAAAGUAAGUUUGUAUCAGAAUAUCUAUAGAUCUCUCUAUAUAUAAUGGUCAAUAUUCUGAAUUUGAGAAAUAAUUAGUGCACAAAAAUAAAACAGAAACAACUUAGUUUUUUCUUUCAAUGAAUUAUUUAAUUCUGUUGACCAAUUGAAAUACUGCAAAGCCAGCCUUAUACAUUUAGUGGAAUUCCCAUGAAAAUAAUUAUAUAUUAAUUAAUACAUUAAUUUAUUUUAAUUACAAAAAAUAUUAAUUUCAUUAAUCUUUAUCUAAAACAAUUUUAAAUAACUGUUUUUAUAAAAUGAUUGGGGUCUACAUAUUUUUAAGCAUAUAAUAUCUUUGCUAUGAUUAUUUUGGCUAUUCAGCAAAUUAUAUUCCAUAUUUAAUAUCUUCAAAAAAUUGUGUUUCUAGAUAUCUAUAUUGGUCCUUAAAUUUGCUAAGUCUCAGUGAGACCUUAUGUUAAGGAAAGUAAUCUAAGUCUAGUCAAAUUUCAACUCUUAAAAGAGUUUAAAGAUAUAUAUUAUCUAGAGACACAUGAACAUUGCAUUUGAAAAAAAAGAAUACUUACAAAUUUCUUGUGAUUCAAUUCAAACAUGUUUUCUUGCAAAUGAAAAUGUAUUCAUCCCAGUUUUGUUUUGUUGUGUUGCUAUGAAAUACAAAAUCUUUCAUCUAUAUUUAAUAAAAGGAUCAUUUCCAGUAUAUUCUAUAAA
Molecule: messenger RNA, 6535 nt
Organism: Biomphalaria glabrata
Lineage: Eukaryota; Metazoa; Mollusca; Gastropoda; Planorbidae
Product: serine-rich adhesin for platelets-like
Exons: 14
Coding region: 408-4442 (1344 amino acids)
Molecular function (GO): actin monomer binding
Source: RefSeq, a predicted model, not a curated record